This is a messenger RNA of Thlaspi arvense, 381 nucleotides long. The record is from the annotation of a GenBank genome assembly. Lineage: Eukaryota; Viridiplantae; Streptophyta; Magnoliopsida; Brassicales; Brassicaceae.
AUGAGGAGGAGGAGGAGGAGGAAGUUCACGGAGGAGCUCGAAGAUUGGGAGAAAGAGUUCGGGAAGAACCGGUUCCGGUUCAAAGAUUUGUACUAUGCGACCAACGCGUUCGAGGAGACGAACCUCCUGGGAGCUGGUGGGUUUGGAAGGGUAUACAGAGCCCCUGAACACACCAGGACAGGACGAGCCACGACCGCUUCCAAUGUUUUUGCGUUUGGUGCAUUUCUACUAGAAGGUGUAUGCGGUAGGCGUCCUGUCGAGAUUCAGAAUGAUAACAAUGAAACGUUUGUGCUUGUGGAUUGGGUUUUUGCAUUAUGGAACAAGGGAAACAUCUUGGAUGCUAUAUAUCCGAAUAUGGGUUCCGAGCUUAACCAAGAAUAA